Molecule: messenger RNA, 672 nt
Organism: Brachypodium distachyon (stiff brome)
Lineage: Eukaryota; Viridiplantae; Streptophyta; Magnoliopsida; Poales; Poaceae
Exons: 4
Coding region: 24-440 (138 amino acids)
Source: RefSeq, a predicted model, not a curated record
GCAGGCCCGAGUCAGCCUAGUCCAUGCCCACGCGCUGCCUUUCGUCGUCGUCUCCUUCUUCAUCCCCAAGCCAAACCAAAUCCAGUCAAAAUCGAGACGACGAACCAAUCCAAGGCGAAGCAGAGCAGCAGGGCGACAAACCCCAUCUCAAGGAAGCUAUGGUCUGCGUGGCGUGCUUGAUUCCCAUCUUCCUGAUCCCCUUCGUCAACGCGCUCCCGUUCCUCUUCGAUCUGCUCCUGAGCAAGAUUUAUCGCAUGUUUGGGUGGGAAUACAGGAGACCUGAAAGAGCCCCCCCUGCUUGCCCGUUCAAGCCUGCAGCAAAUAAGACUGAAGGUGCAACAGGUGAAUCAAAACCUCUAGUGAACCCCCACGUUGCAAGUGAAUCAAAGCCUUUAGUGGAACCCCAAGGUGCAUCGACAGAAGGGAAGAAAGAUGAUUAACACAGUGUAAUACGCUCUUGAUUCGUGUUAAAACAAGAUCACUCUAACAAUUUCUGAUCGCAUCAUGACUAAGAAAUAAUGGUUGUAUGAAUGAAUAUUGGGAGAUGUGCAUUGCUGAAUGUUCCUCCUGAUCUCUUUCGAGCACGAGUCCUCUUUGUGUGUUACUCUGUAUGUUGUGUGUAUGCCCUGACUGACCUGUCCGUAGCGACAGUGGUAAACUAUUAUUCGCAAA